AUGCCCGUGUCGCGAAGGCUAGCCACGAGGCUAGCCGCUCCCUCUUCGAUAUGUCGCCAAUGCCUACAGCGCGCAUCCGUACCUGCCGGUCCCUCCCGCGUCCUUGAUGCCGUCCGACAGAGCCGGGCUAUCCCUGUGCAGCAGCAGGUCCGGCUCCAGACUACGGCCUCGACUAUCACGGAGCAGAUCAAGGCGGCGUCGGAGGGAAGCAGCAAGGCUUAUGCUGAGGCUUUCGAAGAUGCGACGAGUAAGAAGAAGAUGCCCGAGUUUACGACGUCUAAGGCCGUAGGUCUUUGGCUUCUCGGUUCCGCUGUUAGUGUUUUUGGUAUUGUUGUCUUUGGCGGCUUGACUCGCUUGACAGAAUCUGGCUUGAGCAUCACCGAAUGGCGCCCCGUAACUGGUAGCAGGUUUCCCGCAAAUGAAGAAGUCUGGCAAUCCGAAUUCGACAAGUACCGCGCCUCCCCCGAAUUCCAUCUGCUCAACCCGCACAUGACCCUCGAGGAGUUCAAGAAGAUCUACUUCAUGGAAUGGUUCCACCGCAUCUGGGGUCGCGUCAUCGGCGUCACCUUCGUCCUCCCCGCUAUCUACUUCGUCGCCCGUCGCCGCGUCUCCCUCCCCAUGGCCCUCAACAUCGGCGGAAUCUCCGCCCUGAUCGGCUUCCAGGGCAUCAUCGGCUGGUGGAUGGUCAAGUCCGGCCUAAAGGAUGACCUCUUCGCGCCCGGCUCCCACCCCCGUGUCUCGCAGUACCGCCUUACCACCCAUCUCGCUACCGCCAUUCUGUGCUACUCCUGGAUGCUCGUCUCGGCCCUCACCGUCCUCCGCACCCGCCGUCUGCUCGCUGACCCCGCCGGUGCUCUUAAGAUGGUCUCGACCCUGAAGAACCCCGCCCUCACGACCCUCCGCCGCUCCGUCGCCGGCCUCACCAUCCUCGUCUUCACCACCGCGCUCUCCGGCGCUCUCGUUGCCGGUCUCGAUGCAGGCCUCAUCUACAACGAGUUCCCCAUGAUGGGCCUUGGCCUCACGCCUCCUGCCGCCGAGCUCUGGGACGACCACUAUUCGCGUAAGACCGACCGCUCUGAUCUCUGGUGGCGCAACAUGCUCGAGAACCCCAGCACCGUCCAGCUCGACCACCGCAUCCUCGCCACUACCACCUUCUUCUCCGUCCUCUCCCUAUUCCUGUACGCCCGCCGCGGCCAGGUAGCAGCAGCCAUCCCCCGAAAUGCUAAGAAGGGCGUUAACGGCCUCCUUCACCUUACCCUCGUGCAGGUCGCCCUCGGCAUCUCUACGCUGAUCUACAUGGUUCCCUUGUCCCUGGCUGCCCUCCACCAGGCUGGUGCCCUCGCCGUUCUUACUGGUUCUCUCGUCCUCGGACACAGGCUGCGCAUUCCCAAGCAUCUUUUGGCUACCCUAAACAGGAGGGUCCAGAUUGCUGCUAAGUCUUCUGGCGCCUCGACCACCGCUAAGAAGGCUGCCCACUAA
Messenger RNA from Scedosporium apiospermum, 1479 nucleotides. RefSeq names its product Cytochrome c oxidase assembly protein COX15. The transcript is spliced from 2 exons. The coding region runs from base 1 to 1479 and encodes 492 amino acids. Lineage: Eukaryota; Fungi; Ascomycota; Sordariomycetes; Microascales; Microascaceae. Gene Ontology annotation, molecular function: oxidoreductase activity, acting on NAD(P)H, heme protein as acceptor. Gene Ontology annotation, cellular component: mitochondrial inner membrane. Gene Ontology annotation, biological process: heme A biosynthetic process. The record is from RefSeq and is a predicted model, not a curated record.